AUGACAAUCGUGGUGGAUCUGGUUAUUGCAAAAGUUCCUGUUCCAAAAAUACUGAAUGCACAUGCUGCCCCAAAGAUGUACCUUACAAAGGCCUGCACUAUUGGUCCAUGUGGUGGUGGUUGUGGUGGAGGUUGUGGUGGUGGUUGUGGUGGUGGUUCAUGUAGCGGUGGUGGAGGACCAUGUAAGCCAAGUGGCGGUGGUGGGCCUGACUCAUGUGGUGGAGGGCCGGGGUCAUGUGGAGGUCCUGGAGGUCCUGGAGGUCCUGGCCAUGGAGGUCCUGGUCAUGGUGGUCCUGGUCAUGGAGGUCUUGGACAUAAAGGUUCUGCUCAUGGUAGUCUUGGACAUAAAGGUUCUGCUCAUGGUAGUCUUGAUCACGGAGGUUCUGGUACAUGUGGAGGUUCAGCUACAUGCGGUGGUUCAGAACCACAACCAAAAGUAUCCUUCAUGGACAAACCCCAACAUGCCCCUAGUGGUCCGUUUCCAGUAGGACCUGGUCCCGCCGCAGGUGGUCCUGGGCCGUGUAGUCCAACUCCAAAUCAUGGUCCAAUUGGCCCUGGUAUGGGUUCUGGGCCAUGUGUUCCUGAACAUGGUACACACGGAGGUUACGGCCCUGGGGGUUUUCAUAGUCCUCGACGAGGACUAGCUGGUCAUAACAAACCGUGCGGUGCAGGUGGUGGCCCAAAGGCUGCAUGCCCAGAACUAGUCGUCCACCAUGUGGUCCAGCACCUUUAG
Messenger RNA from Ctenocephalides felis (cat flea), 732 nucleotides. Its product is annotated as glycine-rich cell wall structural protein-like. The transcript has 2 exons. The record is from RefSeq and is a predicted model, not a curated record. NCBI's taxonomy places the organism in Eukaryota, Metazoa, Arthropoda, Insecta, Siphonaptera, Pulicidae. The coding region runs from base 1 to 732 and encodes 243 amino acids.